AUGGCGACCGCGACUACGGACUCCGCCGCCGCCACCCGACGUUUCGCCGUGGCCUGCGGCAAACUCAGCCGGUUCGUCAAGCCGGCCGUCCCGGUGGCGAUGCCGAUGCGGAUGUCGGCGUACGGCGCUGGGGCUGUGCAGGGACCCGACGGCCGGCCGGCUGACGGGGGGCAGCAGCUGACGAUCUUCUACGGAGGGAGGGUGGUGGUGCUCGACGGCUGCACGCCGGCCGGGGCCGCCGAGCUGAUCCGGUACGCCGCGGCGGCGGCGACCCCGACUGCGGCCGCGCCGGCGACGGAACUGGUGGACAUACCCAUCGCGAGGAAGGCGUCGUUGCAGCGGUUCCUCUCCAGGCGCAAGUACAGAUCCGUCACGGUCCUCGACGGUCCACCGUACAGUCAUCCGCAGGAGGGGGCGCCGCCGCCGCCGGCGAAGAAGCGCAAGACCGAAGAUUCUUCUUGGCUCGCCCUGGGUAGCUUAGGAGACAUGCACGCGCACUGGUCCAUCGCCUAA
Messenger RNA from Lolium rigidum, 513 nucleotides. Its product is annotated as protein TIFY 11a-like. Gene Ontology annotation, cellular component: nucleus. The coding region runs from base 1 to 513 and encodes 170 amino acids. NCBI's taxonomy places the organism in Eukaryota, Viridiplantae, Streptophyta, Magnoliopsida, Poales, Poaceae. Gene Ontology annotation, biological process: regulation of jasmonic acid mediated signaling pathway; response to wounding; regulation of defense response. The transcript has a single exon. The record is from RefSeq and is a predicted model, not a curated record.